AUGGCCACACCAGAGCAGAUAGAAGUGGACAAUGUGGUAGACAUCAUAAAUUGUGCGGCUUUAUAUUACGAGAAAGGUGCCAGUGGUAAUGCGUUUCUUCGGAAAGAAAAAUUUAGAGCUCCCGUCUCAAGGCAAGUGAAGACCUUGAAAGCCUUAAAAGAAACAGUCAGGUGAGUCGACCUGAGUUUACUGCUAUCCAUUAUUUAUUGUGUUAUAUCUGUUAUAACCUGGGAUAUCAAUGGCAUUUGUGCCCCGCGCUACGGUCGGCGACUUAAGUGGUCUCACUAGCUUGCGAAAGUCAAUUAUUGUCAAUAUUGACGGCAAGUUAAGAAUCGUUAAGCCUAAGUUUUUUGUUUUUAUUUCAUUCCUGAUUUCAACCUUUCGCCUUUUGCAACAUACCGUCGACUCCCGGUAUCUCAAACCUCUAUAAUUCGAACCUCCCACUAACUCGAAGCAAUUUUCAUUUCCCUUCAGAUUCUAUAGAUGGUUUUCACAGUGACGUCAUCAAAUUGUAAAGUCAAAAUAGCGAGGUUUUACGAAUUCUUAUUUACACUAGGUUGAAGAUAAACAAAAAGUUAAUCUUUGUACAAGUUUUCAGUCCCAUAGCAUGUUUCAUUUCGAAAAUACAGCAAUUUGAACUUCCGAGUUUUCAGAGUGCGUGACACCAAAAUAGGAAUGCUGUCUCGUUGAAAAAAAGUCUCUCCUCUUGAUUUUCAGCAGUAUAACCAUUUCAAGUAUUAGAAGAUAUGUUUAUGCGCACGUAGGCUAGUUCUCGAGUGAAAAGAAGGAGCUUUUAUAGAACAAGUGAACUCCUGAUGUUUUUGUUGAUUUUCGGCGGCCAUAUUGGUGCACCAAAACUGUGCACCAAUAUGGCGUCUCCAUACAAAGCUGUACAAAGAUGCGUGAAACGUUUCGGCAAAUAACUCAAAAACUGUGGGCCAAAAAGACCUGAGACUUGGACAAAUUGUUUAAAAAUUAGUCUUUUAUAAAAUAUCAUUUUCUUGACUUCUUUCACUGGACAGUUUUCAAUUUAUUUUUUUGUUGCGUGACAGUGAAAACGAUCUAUAUAAUUUUACCCUCGAUAACUCGAACCCCCGAUAACUCGAACUUUUUCGUAUUUCCCUUGAAGGUUCGAAUUAUCGGGAGUCGACUGUAUACUAUUCUAACCAGAGAAGGUGGACCUAGGAAUUAAAUGUAUACUUAUAUAUGACUAUGUAAAGACUAUAUUAGUUUAUAAUCAGACCAUACACGCAUCAGUUGUCUUCAUAUGAUAGAUAAAGAUACAUUUUGUCCCGUGUCUAUAUUCUUUAGUCAAUUUGGAGGGAUUCGCGACGUUGCAAAAAAUAUUGGGCUUGGAAACCAAAUCACCGUCAAAGUGGCCAGACUGGAUAAAAGUGAUAGCAAAAGUGCUCAGUGCUUUGCCAUAAACACCGAUGGGCAAGUUACCCUUGAGCUGCCGUCCAUAAGGGCAGGGACAGAUAUGUUACAAUGUAAG
Molecule: messenger RNA, 1495 nt
Organism: Porites lobata
Lineage: Eukaryota; Metazoa; Cnidaria; Anthozoa; Scleractinia; Poritidae
Source: the annotation of a GenBank genome assembly